Rhinichthys klamathensis goyatoka is the source of this 3104-nucleotide messenger RNA. RefSeq names its product brain enriched myelin associated protein 1 (gene bcas1). NCBI's taxonomy places the organism in Eukaryota, Metazoa, Chordata, Actinopteri, Cypriniformes, Leuciscidae. The transcript has 16 exons. The record is from RefSeq and is a predicted model, not a curated record. Gene Ontology annotation, biological process: myelination. Bases 155 to 2449 code for a protein of 764 amino acids.
UAUCAUUGACAUGUGUGAUAAUCCUGUCACUUUUUUUAGGUGGAAAAGCUCAUUGGUGAGAAACAAUAGGACAAGAUGCUGAGUUCAUCAGGGAUAAUAGGUUCACAGGCCAUGUCUCAUCCACAGUGUAUUAAGUUGCUGACUUGAAGCGAAGAUGGGGAAUGAGCAAUCAACUCAGAAAAAACGUCCAAAGACAAAUGCUGAUAAAAAAGUGAAGAAUGGAGAACUGAAUGGACAUGCAGUCCCGACUCCAGAUGGAACUGAACUUGUGGCUAGCAAAGCAGCAGCAGUGGAGCAAAAGAGUGAACCCCCACCAGUGACCAUCACAAAUGAACCAAAGCCACCCAAAAAAGAGGAGGUAGACAGCUGUAAACUCAACGGACCCGCACAUGUGGAAACAACCCCUGAGCAAAAAACCACAGUCGCAAAAGAUGCAGAACCACCCAAAACAGUCCCAAAGCCCAGUGAAGAUGAGGUGACCAACUUCUUUGGUAAAAUGUUCAAAAAGAAGAGUGAACCCGUGAAACCUGCAUUAGAAAGCAACGAUUCAGUUGACGCCCUCGUGGAUCUGAUAUUUGACUUGGUAAGUAGAAGUUGCAACGUUGUUCAUUUAUUAUUUACAUUUACCAAUUUCUCAUUCCAAAAGGAUAAAGUCUUCAUUAAUUCAGACCAAAAGGAGAUUCUUGAGGAAGUUGCGGAGAAGCUCAAAUUGCAAUUGGUCAACGCUAUUCCCGCGCAACCCAAAAGCCCAAGCUCACUGACAAAGAACAUCUCGAUGGAGUCAUCAAGCGCGAAUGUUGAAGACGUGACAUGCCUGGAGGUCCUACCAGAUCUGCACACUGAACAAGAACCAGUAGCUGUUGCUGAAGAACCACUAAGUGAAGAGCCAGUUACAAGAAAAGCCAGUGAAAUACAUGUAGGACAUCUGAAAUUUGAAGAACCACCAACGGCUGAUGCUAAGGUUCCAGAAGAUGAAGAACCUAAGACUGUGGAUGCUGAACAGGCCUUGUUAGAAGACAAGGAACUUCUUCAAAUGGUUGAAAGCAUAAUAUCAGAUGAAAGGGAACAAUUAGCAUGUGAGAACGUCCCAAUGUGUGAAGCUACCAAACAUCUGAUUGAUGAACCAAUUUCCAAAAAACUGAUGAAAGCAGAUGAAGAGAGUUGGGUGAUUAUUGAGGAACCAGCUCGACCCCCGAACGUCUCUGCCCAUAGUGGACGUUCAGAAGAAUGUAAAUGUAAUUCGGCAGAAUCUACUCAAAUUCUUUCCCAACUCAAGUCCAUUUGCACUAAGGCUUUAGAAGACUCUUCCUAUAAGCCGUUCAGUGUAGAUGUAUGUGCUGAUGAAAGCAUUAUUCACAUCACAAUUGAGGUUUGCCCGGAUGAGUUCACAUGUCUGAAUAAGGAUCCAGUGGACAUAAAGACCAGCACACAGCCUGAGCCAGAGCCGGAGCCGGAGGGUGAAACUCUCGAACCCAGUCCUGUGGAAGUCACAGAAGAAAACAAUCCAUCAGAGGACAUUAAAGCAGCAGAAAAGACAGUUAUGAACUUUUUCAAAACAUUUGUCACUCCGACCAAAACAAGCAAAGAAGCCAAAGCCACUCCUGAUGCUUCAAAAGAACAGUCACAGAAAGAGACUCCACCGGCACCGUCAACAAAUGCACAGGAAACACCCAAGGCACCUCCUCCUCCUCCUCCCCCAGCUCCACCUAAGAUGGAGAGUAAAGCAGAGCCGGUGGUGAAGAAAGAGGAAACGUCUGCAACCAAAGCAGCGGCAGCAGCUUCAACAAAAGCAGAGGGCUCUGCCAAGACCAAAACUAAAGACAGCUCAUUCAGCAAACUCUUCCGUCCAAAGGUGUUGCUAGGCAAGGUGGUGUCAAAAGUUCAGGCGGCGACCUCCAGUGGAGCCAGUGCUAAGACAUCAAGAGUGCCUGUUGUGGUUGAAGAGAAAAAGCCGGUUGAGGUACAGGUAGACGCAUCUAAGAGCAGCACCCUUGAGGCUUCUGCCAAACCCGAAGAACCUCCAGCACCAAAACCAGAAGAAAAGAAACAAGAGAAAAAAUCCACUUUUGGAAAGAUGUUCAAACCCAAGGUACUGCUAGGCCAAGUGAGCACUAGGAUCCAGGCAGCCGCGUCCAGCGCUGCCGCCAGCAUCUCCCUCAUGUCUGCUAGAUCGGCACCAGAGGCCAAGAAGGAGACUCCAGCUCCUCCUCCUGUGGCAGAAGCUGCUCCAGUCGUGAAGGCCAAAGAGGAGCCCAAACCUCCCGUCCCAGCACCACAAACGGCCCCGGACAACAAAUCCAUCGGGAGCACAGAUAACUCCUCGCCCAACAUGCCUCGAAAGCUGGAGAAGAGGAAUUCCCUCCAGCUGUUCUUCAAAAACCUGGGCCAAAAACGCCAGUCUGAUGCCGGAGUGCAAACGGACCCUGUGGCACCCGAGAAGUCCAAAUAAAGCCCCGUCUUUGUUUUGAUCGCUCAUCUUUGUCAAAACCAUUUGCCACCAUGUAUGCAUAUUUAAUAGGCCCCGGGUUCGUUUAUUUGGGUAUGAGGUUUACUCUAAAUCUGAAAUUAUCCCCAAUCCCCAUCUAUUUAGUGAGAGCGGAAGUAAGUGAUAUUCCCUGUUAAGCAAGUGCUACAUGUGUUUUUGACUGGAGGGAGGAACUUCUAUUGCUUUCCCACAGAAAGACGUUGUCAGAGUUGCGUGAUGUGGCAUAAGAUGGAAAAGUGAAAGUGAAAAUGUAAUCCUACAUUUAAUACGAACUCCAUUUUCUUUAUUUUCUGUGCAUGUUAAAAUGUAACGGUAUGUUAAAAAAAAUGUAACUAACACUACUCAUCUUACGUUGCAUUGCGCAUUAAAACGUCAAAGCAAGCAUGCGAGUUUCCACAUGAAAAGUAUUUAUUUAUGUAAUCAUACACUAUCUGAUUGUAAAAACAACGACCCGUCGUCUGCUUGAUUCAAUCAGCGUUCUCACUGAAACCUAUAAUGAAUUAAAAUGCAAAACUUCUGAAUCGCUUUAGGCCCUGUCCCAAAUGGCACACUUCAUAUGCACUACGGUCUAGUAGACUUACAACAGUAGGGUCUGUGUGCGUCCCACAGUACUACAAAC